Anas platyrhynchos (mallard) is the source of this 2366-nucleotide messenger RNA. It is a transcript of the gene CDC42EP3, whose product is annotated as CDC42 effector protein 3. Gene Ontology annotation, cellular component: cytoplasm; plasma membrane; cytoskeleton. Lineage: Eukaryota; Metazoa; Chordata; Aves; Anseriformes; Anatidae. Gene Ontology annotation, molecular function: small GTPase binding. The record is from RefSeq and is a predicted model, not a curated record. Gene Ontology annotation, biological process: Rho protein signal transduction; positive regulation of actin filament polymerization; regulation of cell shape.
GCAGAGAGCGGUGAAGCAGCCCUGUCCUGCACACCAGAAGGGAUGUCAGAAGGGCCAAAGAGGGAGGACUGUGAAGCUGUUGGAAGAGCUUGCCCCUUCACUUGUCCAGCAAAGAUGAGCCUGUAAGGAAGCUGAAGGCAAGAAGAUCUUCCAGUCCACUAAGUACAUCCCAUCCAAGCCCCAAAACAAAGACAAACUGAAGCUACGUUACAGCUGGAAUUGUCCCAUCACCCAGGUUUUCUGAAGUUCUGGAAGUAGCAGGACGUUUGGUUGCUAGCUGACCUGGAACUUAUGCUCCACUUUGGAAAGAUCUGCAGUGGGAGCUGUUCACCUUCACAUACCCUGUAGUUUUCUUCCUCAGAAGAAAAGGAGUUGACCUGCGAGAGUGGUACAAGGUGACAAUGUAACAUAGGUGAUGCUGAAGGUCUCCUGAGAAGAACUGACCUUGUAAGAGGCUUCUCCUUCAUCUUCCUCUCCCCUGCCUUUUUUUUUUGUUUGUUUGUUUUUGAUAACUCCCCCUUUCAGUAUCUACAAGCAAGAUGCCAGCCAAGACGCCCAUCUACCUGAAAGCCGCUAACAACAAGAAAGGGAAGAAAUUCAAACUAAGGGAUAUCUUGUCUCCAGAUAUGAUCAGCCCACCACUUGGAGAUUUUCGUCACACCAUACACAUUGGAAAAGAGGGACAACAUGAUGUUUUUGGAGACAUCUCCUUUUUGCAGGGUAACUAUGAGCUAUUGCCUGGAAAUGAAGGAGAAACCAGAGUUAGCCAAUCUGAUGGCCACAGUGAAUUCUUAAGGGCAAACAGCACUUCUGAAUCCAUGUUUACAGAAACUCCAUCACCAGUGCUCAAAAAUGCUAUUUCCCUGCCUGCCAUCGGGGGUUCUCAAGCUCUGACGUUGCCCUUACUGUCCCCAGUGACAUUUAAUUCAAAACAAGAAUCCAUCAAGUCAUCAAGAAAUCCUAGGCUUAGCUGUGAGCCAGUAAUUGAAGAAAAGUUGCAGGAGAAAAGUAAACAGAUGGAGGAUGGAGAAUCAUACAAAGAUGACUUAUGGGAGCAAAAUGGUUCUUCCUCGCAUUUUUCUAAUGGUAGAGACAGUCACUCAUCCAGCUUUUCUGAUCGAUGCACUGAUUGGCAAACAGUUGAUUUAUUUGAUGACAGUCAACUUUCGUGUGAACUAACCAAGACAAAGUCAGAAGAAUCCCUUUCAGAUCUUGCAGGCUCUCUUCUCUCCUUACAACUUGACUUGGGACCCUCACUUUUGGAUGAGGUCCUCAAUGUAAUGGACAAGAAUAAAUCUUAGAGCUGGUACUCCUUGCUUUCUUGUAAGUGAUUCACUUAAACAAAACCACCAUCAACAAAAAACACCAUUCAAGAGUAGAGACACUUAAAAAUCAGCUGUAUUUGCAGUUGUUUGACGGGUUUUCUAAAAAUAUUCAUAAAGUACUAUUUUUUUACCUAUUGUUUUUCAUGAUUUUUAUUACACUAAAUUCUCAUAUCAGGAAGGUAAAUUUUAAUAACAAUUUUCAGCAAACAUAAAAUGUUUUUAAGUACCAGUAUAAUGAUCAGAAACUUAAGAAACAAAGUUUGAGGAUGAUACUGAUUGUGACAUUUGGUUAGUUCACUUCUACAGGCUUCUGAAUACAUGAGACUUUGUAAGUGUCAGAGAGGAGAUGGGUAUUAUUCACUCUUACAAACUAUUACAACAGCACGUUACAUGUAGGCCUCUUUCUAGAACCUUGUGUGGGGUCUUGAUUGUUGUUGUUUUUUUUUUCCCUAGUUCCAUUUCUGUUAUACCUUCACAGUAACUAUUUCUGCAGCCUUAUACUACCGCUCUAUAUUCAGAUGUGAACAAUUUGAAGGCUUUUUUUCAGCUUGAACACCUGGUCCAGAGUCGUGGCUGUUUUAAAUGAGUAUGCACAAAUUUACACAAGUUGAGGCUUUGGGCCUGAUAUUGUAUAUGAAAUGAUAUGUUGUAAACAGGUGACACAUGCAAGAUAUUAUGGUUAAAUUAUUUUAAAAGUUGAAAUAUAUUUUUUGCGUGUAUCUUGGCUUUUUACUGCAGAGCCUACACAUACAGUAUCUCAUCAAAAUAGUUGCUUGACAUUAUUGGUGCUCUUCUGAAAAUUGUAUAUUUGUGUGUUUGAAAAGAAAUAUGUAUUGAUAUUCCUUGCUUUUUUUCUUCAUUUAUUGCCACACAUGCUUAAACUUGCAACCGAUUAUUUUAACUCUUCAAGAAGGCACUGGUUAUUCACAACGCUUGUGAUGUGUGCUGCAACAGCCGCUGUUUUGGGAAAUGUGGAUCCUUUAAUACAGUACAUGGAUUGCAUAGAUAUCUUGUGCAAUACAAUAAAAAAAAUGAAAUCGC